UACGUUUGUUUGCAUUUUCUAUAAUAGUUUUUUUUGUUGAAUAAUUGAAUUGUAUUUGUUUAGGAUUCUUUUAAAGCGAGGAAUAAUUCAGUAAAAUGGGGGAGAAAUCCACCCCCCUCCUUGCAGUUUUGCAACUUCUUCGAAAAUACAACUUGAAGGGCACAGAAGAGAUUCUACGUAAAGAGGCCAGUUUAAGUGACACAGAGAUUGGAAACUUAGAUCUGCCAGAAGUCGAAUUAGCCAGCAUCCUAACAUCCCAUCAUACCGAAAGUGAUCCAUACAGUUACGAGUUUGCUUAUGAUAGCCUCAAGAAAUUUAUAGACAAUUCUUUGGAUGUUUAUAAGCAUGAGUUGUCUACACUUCUGUAUCCAGUUUUUGUGCAUAUGUAUUUGAGCCUUAUAUUAUAUGACCACAAUGAACAUGCAGCAAAGUUCUUGGACAAGUUUGGCAAAGAACAGGAAGACUAUUAUCUGGACGACCUUGCCAAGUUGGCUAUUGUCAAGAGUAAAGAUCAAAUCAAAGGCAAUGAACUGGCUGAAAUUUAUACUGCAAACAAGUUUGUGGUUCAGUUUUCAAGAGAUGCCUCCUCGCAGUUGAAGCGGUUUCUGCAUGAGCAGAAGAACUCCACCGUUAUAAUCAAUAUCAUCAACAAUCACAUCCAGAUAGAGGUCCACGACGGUCCCGGGAGGAGCCUGGCGCAGGUGCGGGCCAACACUGGAGGUGUCCUGGGAGAAGCUACUAGAAAUGAAAACCGUGCCAAGGUAUACUACGGACUGCUGAAGGAGCCGGACAUCCAGGUGCUGCCGCCCACCGUAGAGGAUGAGGAGGAAGUUGAGGAGACUCCGGACAAACCCAAGAAGAAGAAAGCUAAAAAAGACAACAUCUUUAUGAAAAAACCAAAGUCUGAUCCAAAUGCUCCUCCUAAUGAUAGGAUUCCAUUGCCUGAACUGAAGGAGAACGACAAAAUAGAAAAGGGCAAAGCCAUUAGAGAAGCAACAAAGAGGGUGCAGCUCGGGCCGGAGAGCCUGCCGUCCAUCUGCUUCUACACGCUGCUGAACAGCGGGCACACCGCCAUAUGUUCAGACAUUUGUGACGACUCCUCGCUACUGGCGGUGGGCUUUAACAACUCCACUAUUAAGGUGUGGACUCUAACACCGGUCAAAUUGCGCGGCAUGAAAUCAGCAGAAAAGUUACAAGACAUUGAUAAAGAAGCAGGCGACGUGCUGGUGCGCAUGAUGGAGGAGAAGGACCGCGACACGGCGCGCACGCUGUUCGGCCACGCGGGGCCCGUGUACCGCGUGGCCUUCGACCCCUUCCGCAACCUGCUGCUGUCCUGCUCCGAGGACGCUACCAUCCGCCUGUGGUCUCUACAAUGCUGGACGUGCCUAGUCGUGUACCGCGGGCACGUGUGGCCCGUGUGGGACGUGCGCUGGUCCCCGCACGGCCACUACUUCGCGUCGGGCGGCCACGACCGCACGGCGCGCCUGUGGGCCACCGACCAGCACCAGCCGCUACGGAUCUUCGCUGGGCACCUGUCUGAUGUUGAUUGUGUGCAGUUCCACCCGAACUCGAACUACGUGGCGACGGGGUCGAGCGACCGCACGGUGCGCCUGUGGGACUGCGUCACCGGCGGCCAGGUGCGCAUCAUGACGGGGCACAAGCUAUCAAUCUUCGCGCUAGCAUUCUCCGUGUGCGGGCGCUACUUAGCAUCCUCGGGCGGCGGCGGCGGCGGCGGCGGGGGCGCGGGGGGCGGUGAGGUGCGCGUGUGGGACCUGGCCAGCGGCGCGCCCGCCGUGGUCCUGCCGCCCGCGCACGCCGCGCCUGCGCAUGCGCUGGCGUUUAGUCGCGACGGGACUGUGCUUGCUUCAGGAUCACUGGAUAACACAAUCAAGCUGUGGGACUUCGCACUAGCUACCGAUGAGACGACGGCCGAGGAGCCAGUCGGAGCCCCCACGACGGCGCAGAAGGAAGAGAAACUACUCCUGAGAUCAUUCGCCACCAAAAACUCUCCCGUCACCAGCCUGCAUUUCACUAGACGUAAUCUGCUCUUAGCAGUCGGCACGUAUGAAGGAAGUUCGUAGUUAUUUAA
This is a messenger RNA of Plutella xylostella (diamondback moth), 2089 nucleotides long. RefSeq names its product TATA-box binding protein associated factor 5 (gene Taf5). Gene Ontology annotation, molecular function: RNA polymerase II general transcription initiation factor activity; protein binding. Lineage: Eukaryota; Metazoa; Arthropoda; Insecta; Lepidoptera; Plutellidae. The record is from RefSeq and is a predicted model, not a curated record. Gene Ontology annotation, cellular component: transcription factor TFIID complex. Gene Ontology annotation, biological process: transcription initiation at RNA polymerase II promoter.